This is a messenger RNA of Hermetia illucens (black soldier fly), 1127 nucleotides long. Its product is annotated as thrombin-like enzyme ancrod. Gene Ontology annotation, molecular function: serine-type endopeptidase activity. The record is from RefSeq and is a predicted model, not a curated record. Gene Ontology annotation, biological process: proteolysis. The coding region runs from base 180 to 1067 and encodes 295 amino acids. The transcript is spliced from 6 exons. Lineage: Eukaryota; Metazoa; Arthropoda; Insecta; Diptera; Stratiomyidae.
UUAAAAUUUAUAACUUGUUCAACUGGCAACAAACUGGAAAUCUUUGACAUAUCUAUUAAAAAAUGUACUGACAAGUUUGCCGCAUUUUGUGAAACUAGCCUAUAAAAGUGCAAAAACCAAUGUUUUGCUGAAAGUUUUGAUCCGACAAAAUUACCACGUGAUAAUAUUCAAAUUGUAGUAUGUUAUCUUUCGGUUUAUUUGUAAUUUUAUUAAUGCUCACCAAGCGAAACGUGGCUGACAUUGAGAAGAAAAAUGCCACCGAUCAGUGCACUCCAGGUCAGUUUCCUAGCCACGUCUGCAUUUUAUAUCUGAAGAAUGAACAACUCUGUGGAGGGACAAUAAUUCACCCUAGACAUGUGCUGACAUCAUCUUAUUGCUUCAGAGAUAGUUUGGAACGGAGGAAUCUUACUAAAAAGUUUGUUCUUGCUGGUGAUGUAACUUGGGGUCACGUCAAAACACGAUUCAGUCAAACUCGCAAUAUAACCCAUUUGAUUCAGCAUCCUGGCUCCUACAGGGAUGGAUUUGAUUUGGAUGACAUUGCCGUUUUAAAAGUUAAUCAAUCAUUUGAUGAAAAUUAUUAUGUGGUGUCUAUCGAGCUUAGCAGUGAACCGCCUGAUAUUGGCGUUCAAUGUACCAUUCUUGGUUGGAGUCAAGCAGGAUUAUCCCGAAAAACGACGACGUUGCGAAAAGGCCUUGUUUACGUUCAAAGGCAAAUAAAAUGCGGUGGUAAUUUGGUCGAAGAUAUAGAAAGGAUUAUAUGUGGUGCAAAUUCGGAUACCACACACACACCAUGUAUGGUUGAUCCAGGAGGUCCUUUAAUUUGUAACAAUAAGUUAGCGGGUGUCCACACACGUGCUAAUCGUGACUGUGAUAAUCAAACUUAUGGAAGUUACUUUAUGAAUGUUGCUUUUUAUCGAGAUUGGAUUACAAGGACAAUCGAGUGGGACGGUUAUGGUGCAGAACCAGAAGCGCGAACAGCGGAAUAUCGGUUUGGAGGGGCGGCAAAUCGAAAUGUAUUUAAGUUCAUAAUCUAUUUAGUAACCCAAAUGUUAAGAAUUGUAAUGUAAAUUAAAGUUCAAAGUCAAAUGGCAUCAUGAAAAAGAACAUAUGCGUGUGACGAGAUUGUG